GUCCAUCGGUUUAAACAAGAAGCGCGUACAGCGGAUUGAUUCAUGUUGGUGGAUUGAGCGAGAAGCAUGAAAGAUACAAGACAAAACAGACAAUUAUGGAAAUGAGUUAAAACAGAUAUUUAAAUGGAGCUUCGACGUGUUUAAUCGAAACUUGUUAAUAAGUGAUAAAGGCGCUGAUAUUAUUAGUUUCGUCCUCGUAGUUAACGGUUAGCAAAAGGUUUAGCUAUCAGGCUAAUCUUGACUGACGGAUGUCAACGGUGCCCUCCUCUGGGUUCAACGCCCCUCUGCCCGUCGAUUUGAGUUAAGUUUGGGUCGUUAGCACGGUUGAAGCUGUCAUGUCGAACAUGAAGCCAUUUAAGCCGGUAUAUAUGAAGACGUACGGGAAGCAGAGCCGAAAGGUUUCCGCCUGGAUCUCUCCUGAAAACCGCAAGCAGGCUUUCGACAGCACAACAUCAACGGACGGUGACAUCUCCGUGUUUGAACCUGCGAGGCCGAGAGGGAGGAGGAGAAGUGUUGCUAGUCACAGAGCGGUGCGUCCUGCCAAGAGAACGGCCCUGACCAAGUUGACCAUUGAUGAGGAGAAUAUCCCCUCUCCUUCAAGUCCUCAGCCUGCUCUGCAGAGCAAGACAAAAAGAGAGAAGAGGACUGGUGGUUCCAGUUGUAGAGCAAGCCGCCCUGCUAAGCGAAAAGCUGCGUUACAUAUGAUAGAUAUCAGCAGUGAUGAAGAGAACGUCAGCAGGCCCUCUCCUCCGUGUCCUCAGCCCCCUCAUCGGAGCAAGACAGCAAGGAAAAGCCGGAUUGUGUCUGUGCCAGGAGCCUUAAUGAGGCAGAGACGCGAGCAGGUUCCAAGGACCAGCGAGAGUGAAAUAGACUCAAAGUCCCCUGCAGAAUGUCACGAAGGCUUGGUUCAAAUGAAGAUGGACUCAAAUGUUAAUCUUCCUUCCGCGGGACGAUUUGUAACUCACCGCAGACGUGCUCUUACUGCCAAACCCAAACUCCCAAAAGCGACAUUCAGUAUACUCAACUCUUCUGAUGAAUUUGCUUCUCGUGCAUUUGGUUCCAGUAAAAUUCUUCAGCCUUCCAGGAGAAGGAGGGUCCCCCCACAAUAUCUGGUGUCAAGUGCGGAGAACUCGUUGAAUGCUGCAGGUGCCGCCAGCUUCGCCACCAUCCCCCUCCGAGAGAUAUCUCUCAACGAGUCGGCAGAUCACAGCAUUGCACUCUGCCCCAAAAAACCCAUCUUUUGCUCUACACCAUCAGCGGGCCCCUUCAACAGACGACCACGCCUGAAACCCUUGUCUAUCAGUGAUCAAUCUGCUACCCCUCCGUCCAUUUCGGUAAGCAGUAUCUGUGUCUUGAGCACGUUCCAAGAGGACCUGAAUUCACCAGGGCAGCCCUUCUCUCCACCAACUUCUGCAGCACCCGUUGGGCUUCAUUCUGAGGAGAAAUCACAGUCGAGCCUUGCUGAGCAGGAACCUUCUGGUGAUUUAUUUAUGGAAGCCAAGAGCAGCAGCGAGGAAGCCAAAAACCACAGUGAAGACAGACAAACCAAAAAUGUUGGGGAAUUACCAAGUCUAAAUCUGCUCUCUACAGAGGACAGUAAUAGCAGCAGUCAUUUUGUGUCAGCGGCAGGAGGUCUAGAGUGGCUGAUAGAGGCUCUGAAGGAGAAAUGUUUGACCGAGCACUGCACUGUGAAGCUGGAAAGAUUGUGUAGCCUCACUGUGACUCAGCUGUGCAGUCAAACAACCUACUCAUCCUGUUUGGGAGAUUCAAGCUCCAUCCACAGCCGGCAAGCAAAUGAACAUCCUCCUUCUGUUGAUCUAUCACAGUCUUUAGAACCGUCAUUUAGUCUCAAUUUAUCUGUGACUAACAAUAAAACCAGUGGUUGUUUUGAGUCGGUCAAUAGCUCUGAGUCUUCUGAACGUGUAGCUUUAGCUGUAGACUGUACAACCUCAGCUGAAGCGUCUUCCUCAAAGGAACCAACAGAGCCGCCAGAAUCAGUAUUGCAUGUUGAAUCUACUCACAGCACAGACAGCAGCGUUGAGUUUGUUAUGGGUACGCAGUUACCUGCCAGCAGCUUCCUACCAGCAUUACUUGCUGAUGAGGAGGCCGCGGCAGUAAAGGACAGAUGCCUUACUAAGAAAUGCAAAGUUCAGCUCAAACAACUGAAAUGGUCCGUACAGCAGAAAGAAGCAGAUGCAAACAGGUCUGAAAAUAACUGCACACAAGACAUUGAAACCUCGGAAGAUCUUACUCUUUCAGGAGAAAUCGCUAAGAGAAUAUCGGCGUCUUUGAGACAGCCAGUAAACAACAGUAGUCCGGCAGCUGAGACACGGUCUAAUGACUCAGAAGCUGCGGAAAAGGCAGCGCUGCUCACAUCAAUGCUGAAGGAGAAAUGUCUAACUAACAAAGUCACUGUUGCGAUAAAGAGAGUAACUUUAUCCCAGUUGAAAGACAUUCUGCAGCUCAGAGACAGAAAACGCAAAGCAUCUACAGAUGUAUCAGCCAGGGAUGACCAGACCAAGAAGCCCCACCAGUCUGACACUGACACUAAUCACGGUAAUAAAGACACCUCUUUCAUAGACUUCAAUAUGCGAAAAAGAGGCUCAGCUAGCUCUGAAGCUUCAGACAAAGAAGAAGUUGUAAAGAACUCUUGCAACAUUCCCAACAAAAGAAAAAAGACAUCUCUGGCUCCUAAAGACAAGAAAAGGAGGAGCACAUCCACAGAUCGACCCGGGACCUCCAGGAAGGCAUGUGUGAGCGGUCUGAGCGUGAGCCGCUGGAAAAACAAAGAUGCCGCAAGCACACAUGCGUUCAGGGGAAGGAACAAGGCCGUGGACUGCAGCAUCAACGAGCUGAUGUCUACAAAACACACACGGCCAAGGGAGCUGUUGGGAACCACCAUGAAUUUCUCCACCCCGGUGAGAGUGAGUCGACUCAACCUGUCAUCUCUCUUGGCUGACUUCACACCUAACACACAAACCUGGAGCCGACUCAAAGCUGCCCUCUCUGUUCAUCGCAAAGGCCUUGUUCUACGCACGCCGGGGGGUUCAAGUCCGUGGGUGCUGGGUUCUCCCGGAAGAGCGGAGUUAGCAGAUGUCAGCCAGGAUCUCUUUGCCUCAACCUUACGGACCCCGCUCCCAAAACACCUCCGGUCACAGCUGAUGAGCAGCAACUCUCACGUUGAGUGUGAGGAUGCAGAUCUGUCAGACGCAGAGAAGGUGUAUGCUGAGUGUGGCCAGCAGCGCCCUCUGCCAUGGGAGGAGUGUAUUCUCCCUCAGCGCAUGAAGCAGUGUGUGAAGAUUGGGGAGGGGACCUUUGGCGAGGUCUUCUCCACCACCAAUGCCUCUGGAGACACUGUUGCACUCAAAAUCAUCCCAGUAGAGGGCAGUGAGAAGGUAAAUGGAGAGGACCAGAAAACCUUUGGAGAGAUUCUCCAUGAGAUUAUUAUCUCAAAGGAGCUGAGCAGCCUGAAGGAGAAGCAGCAGAAUCAGACCCACGGAUUUAUUGGACUCAACGACCUCCACUGCGUUCAAGGCGGCUACCCUCCAGAUUUCCUCAACGCUUGGGACGCCUUUGACCAGAAGAAGGGCUCUGAGAAUGACAGACCAGAUUUCUUUCAAAAGGAUCAGUUAUUCAUAAUCUUGGAGUUUGAGUUCGGUGGCGUAGACCUAGAGAACAGCAAUGGAACGCUGACGUCUUUGGGGGUAGCAAAGAGCAUCCUUCACCAGGUUACUGCUGCCUUGGCUGUUGCGGAGUGUGAGCUACACUUUGAACACAGGGACCUCCACUGGGGCAAUGUGCUGGUCAAAACAACCAAGCAGAAGAAGGGGAGCUUCCUCCUGAACGGAGCAGCCCACUCUCUGGAAACCAAAGGGGUGCUGGUCCGCAUCAUUGACUACUCUCUUUCCAGACUUGAAAUCGAUGAUCUGACCGUGUCCUGUGAUAUCUCGAAGGACGAGGAGCUAUUCAUGGGCCAGGGGGAUUACCAGUUUGAUAUCUACAGGCUGAUGAGACAGGAGAACGGAAACAACUGGACUGAGUACCACCCCCACACCAACGUGCUGUGGCUCCACUACCUCUGCUCCAAGCUGCUUUCCAUGAAGUACCGUGGCUCGGGAGGGAGGGGUGCCAAGGACACGCGAGAGGAGCUCACUCGUUUCUAUGGCAACGUCCUUCAGUACAGCUCUGCCACCGAGGCGCUGCAAAACUGCCCCAUGUUUCAGUAGUAUCGCAUGAAGUGUAAGGAUGCUCACGCAGACACUUUAGGUAGCAUGAAGACGAUGCAGCGUGUCAGCCGUCACUGAUGACCCCCGACAUGUAGAGACGGUUAUUGAUUUCUAUUAGAGACAAAGCUCCUGAAGUUUACCUGAUGUACAGAACUGUCACUAACAAAGGUUAUUAAAGUGGCCAUUUGAAAAGGA
This is a messenger RNA of Acanthopagrus latus (yellowfin seabream), 4421 nucleotides long. RefSeq names its product histone H3 associated protein kinase (gene haspin). Gene Ontology annotation, biological process: mitotic cell cycle; protein phosphorylation; intracellular signal transduction. The record is from RefSeq and is a predicted model, not a curated record. Bases 336 to 4226 code for a protein of 1296 amino acids. NCBI's taxonomy places the organism in Eukaryota, Metazoa, Chordata, Actinopteri, Spariformes, Sparidae. Gene Ontology annotation, cellular component: nucleus; cytoplasm. Gene Ontology annotation, molecular function: histone H3T3 kinase activity; ATP binding. The transcript has 16 exons.